Messenger RNA from Juglans microcarpa x Juglans regia, 6242 nucleotides. RefSeq lists its product as uncharacterized. Gene Ontology annotation, molecular function: transcription coregulator activity; chromatin DNA binding; histone H3K9 demethylase activity. Gene Ontology annotation, cellular component: histone deacetylase complex; chromatin. The record is from RefSeq and is a predicted model, not a curated record. Gene Ontology annotation, biological process: regulation of transcription by RNA polymerase II. NCBI's taxonomy places the organism in Eukaryota, Viridiplantae, Streptophyta, Magnoliopsida, Fagales, Juglandaceae.
AACCAACGAAUGAUUCGACUCCCAACACUGUGUAGGAGGGAUUUCUGUGUAGGAGGGAUUUGGAAUCUGGACCACAUAUGCCCCCCCGACCGCAGUUCCAGAGGUGCUCGACAAUAUUACUCCCUGGUCGCCUUGUUUUACCAACUUUUACAUCCAGAUCUAGACGGUGGAAAUCUGAACUCAAGUCCCCGAGUUGUAACCUAGUAAUCCGUCCGUCCGACCGUCCCAGGUAGAUAAUUUAGAGACGAGGGACCGGGUGCCAACUGCCAAGCGCAAACCCCCCAAAGAGUGGUCCCCUGACCCCUCCUCAAUCGUGCAAAAAAAGUAAACGUAUAGACUACUGAGUGUUUUAAUCCACAGUUAAUGUCAAUGGAACCUUUGCGGCCUCCCGGGUCCUCCUCCAGACUAUAGCAUUAAUGAUUUUUUUGGGGGGCUAAGAGCUUGAUAUUUUUCCAGCUUGAGAGGUUCUCUCUCAUUUUUGAAGGGAUUGUCGAAAUGAGAAAUGGAGGACCCUUCUCGUCAGUACCGGAAGUGCAGGAGAAGAGGGACUCCGAAUUAGGUGUGUAGUGAGCAAGCCCUUGGGUGGUAAAAAGCACCAUCUCUAUGCUGUUCUGAGGAACUAGUGGAAUUGGAUGGAGAAGGUUUCUGGUGAAAAUGGCGGGGAAGGGGAAGUGGUUUCCGAGAUAAGUAAGAGAAAACGGCAGAGGGUUGAAAACAGUCUGGGAAAUGAAGGUGAUGGAGUUCAAGGGUGGUUUGGUGGGGGGAAUGCCAAAGGUCUUAGUGUCGGGGAAGAAAUUGCGCGGCUGUUUGGUGAGGUCAGUGAUGUAAGUGGCGGUCUGGGUCUUGAUGAUGGAAGUUUGCAGCUUUGGGCUGGUGGAGAUGGUCAAGAAAUUAGCGAAGCUGCGUGUGGAAAUGGCAGUCAAAUUCUUGGCGAUGUACGCGAAGGAACUCAAGGUGGGUAUGGUGAAGUCAUCGGUGGAAAUGAUGGUCUAGGUCUUGAUGGUGAAGCAAUUCAGCUUUGGGGCAGUCAAGAUGCUUGUACAAAUGGCGGUGGGAUUCCUGGUGACCGAGGAAUUCAGUUGGACGGGCUUGGUGAAACUACAUGUGAAACUGAUGGCCUUAUUCUUGGUGGUGGCGAAGAAGUUCACGAGGCGUAUGGAGACGUUAUGAGCGGAAACGGUGGCCUUAAUAACGGUAAAGCUGUUCAGCGUUGGAGCUGUGGAACUGCAUGUGGAGAAGACUGUAGCGGGGUUCUUACCAGUCAAGGACUUCAGUUGGGUGGUUCUAUUGAGAAUGCUUAUGACAAAAAUGGUCUGGAUUUUAGUAGUCAAGGAUUUCAAGGCUUCUUUAGUAAAAUCAGCGGGGAAAAUCUUGUUGAUGAAAGAAUUCAAGCCCUUUUUGGUGAAGCGAGCUAUGGAAACAGUGGCUUGAGUUUUGGUGAUGGCAUCCAGUUUUGGUGCGGGGAAGCGGCCUGUUCAAAUCUUGAUGGUAAAGGACUCCAGGGUCGAUUUGGUGAUAAUGCAUGUGGGAAUGGAGGUGGGAUCCUUGGAGGUGAAACAAUCCAAAGUGGGUAUGGUAAAAUUGGAGGUGGAAAUGGUGACAGACAAGAGGUGGCUGGGUCAAAAGGAAAGCGUGGUCGGCCAAAGGGAUCAAAGAACAAGAAGAAAUUUUUUUAUGCUGACGAUAAAGAGGGCAUUGAAAGGUUGGGUGGAGCUGCCGGUGAAAAUGGAGUUAGAGAUGAGGUUGUUAAGUCGGAGAGCAAGCGGGGUAGGCCAAAGGGUUCAAAGAAUAGAAAGAAAAUUCUUGAAAUAGGCAGAAAUGAGGGAACGCCAGGUGACAUUGUUGGUGGAAAUCGCAAUGAGCGGGGGAUUGUCUGUCUGACAGCUCUGGACAACGAGAGGCUAAUUCAUGAAAAAGAUAUAGGUCUGGCUGUUGAAGAAGCCUUUGCUCCUAGUGAACCUGGACAUGGGAUCGUCAGGGCAAAGAAAAAGCGUGGUCGACCAAAGGGUUCAAAAAAUAAGAAAAGAAAUCUGAGAAUGCCUGGUGAAAUAGAAACAAAUGAUGGCAGUGAUGGAAUUUUUCCGCCUACUGAUUUAGUGAAUGAGAGGCAGACUCCUGUAUUCGAGGAAGAGAGGAAGUUUCCUGUUGAAGCCACUCCUGGUAGUGAAGGCCGGAAGGAGAUUCCCAGGCCAAAGGAUAAGCGUGGUCGACCAAAGGGCUCGAAGAAUAAGAAAAGCAUGGCAGGUCACGAAAAUGUAGAAAUAGCUGGAAAAAUUGUGGGUGUUAAUGAUAUUUGUGAUAAAUCAGUUUGGCCAACAGAAUUGGGGAAUGAGAUGCAACCUUUUGUGGGUAAGGAAGAUAGGGGAUUUCCUUCGGAAUCCACUAAUGAUAAUAAAUGUGGAAAUGAGAUUUUCAGGAAAAAGUUUAAGCGUGGUCGACCUAAGGGCUCGAAGAAUAAGCAGAAAAUUCUUGCGGGUAAGGAAAAUCAGGGAAUACCCUGCACAAUCGUGGGCAGUAAUGAUGGUAUCUGUCUUGAAACUUCAUUGAGGUCUGAGGGUGAGAGGCCUACUGUUGCAAAUGAAGAAGAUCGGAAAAGGCCUAGAGGGAGGCCCAGGAAGUUCAACAACCGACAGAGAGACUCUGGGGGCAUUAGGAAGGGAAGAUCAGCCGAGAAUGGAUUGGAAAGUUCGGGAUUAUCAGAUGAUACUAGCAAUAAAAGUCAAAGGAGCUUAAGGUGCCACCAGUGUGGGAGAAAUGGUAGAAGAGACGUUGCUUGUUCCAAUUGCAAAAAGAAACGCUAUUGCUACACGUGCCUUGCAAAGUGGUACCCGGAGAAAACAAGAGAGGAUGUAGAAAUUGCAUGCCCAUUUUGUCAUGGUAUUUGCAAUUGCAGAGUAUGCCUCAAGGACGAUUUAAAUGUGAUGGAGGGACAAGAACCAGAAGAUAUGGAUAUCAGUGAGAAAUUGCAAAAGUUGCUUUACUUGCUAUGUAAAACUCUGCCUCUCCUUAGGCAUAUUCAACAGGAACAAAGCUUUGAAUUAGAUGCCGAGGCCGGCAUAUGUGGGAUCAAAAUUAAGGAAGAGGACAUUUCAAGAGCUGUACUUGACGAUGAUGAUAGAGUCUAUUGUGACAAUUGCAAUACAUCCAUUGUCAACUUCCACAGAAGCUGCUCCAAUCCUGAUUGUUCGUAUGAUCUCUGUCUCACGUGUUGCCAAGAACUAAGAAAAGGAUUUCAGCAUGGAGAUGAAGAAGCGGAAUCUUCCCACAGACAGUUUUUUGAAGGACUAUGUGGUCAAAACACAGAAUUGAAUGGUCAGACUGAAAAUGGGAAGAGAUGUGGUGCGGAAAGCGAUAUGGCCCUUCCUGUGACUGAGGGGAUAGCAUACAUGUCAUGUAAUUUUCCUGAUUGGAAAGCAGAGGCUGGUGGUAGGAUUCCUUGCCCUCCAAAGAUACGAGGAGGUUGUGGUAAUGAGAUGCUUGCACUGAGACGUAUAUUUGAAGCUAAUUGGGUCUUCAAUUUGAUCAAGAGUGCAGAAGACCUCCUUUGCAAUUAUCAGCCACCAGAUAAUGACUUUUCUCUAGGAUGUUGUUUGUGCCAUCCCAUGGCAGGCGAUAGGGUAAGAGAUUCUGAAGUAAGGCAAGCAGCACAUAGGGGGAGCAGUAAUGAUAACUUUCUCUAUUGCCCAAAUGCUGUUCACUUGGAGGAAAAUGAAUUUGAACAUUUUCAAAUGCAUUGGUCACGAGGUGAACCUGUCAUAGUUAGAAAUGUGCUUGAAAAGACUUCCGGUCUUAGUUGGGAACCAAUGGUCAUGUGGAGGGCUUUUGUUGGGGCAAAAAGGAAAUUGAAAGAGGAGGUAGCCAGCUUUAAAGCUAUUGAUUGCUUAGAUUGGUGUGAGGUUGACAUUAAUAUCUUCCAGUUCUUCAAGGGCUACCUACAGGGUCGUAAUUAUAGGAAUGGGUGGCCAGCAAUGUUGAAGCUGAAGGAUUGGCCUCCAUCAAAUGCUUUUGAGGAGUGUCUGCCAAGGCAUGGUGCCGAAUUUGUUGCCAUGCUUCCCUUCGGUGACUAUACCAAUCCUAGAUCUGGGCUUCUGAAUCUAGCUACAAAGCUUCCUGCUGUUUUGAAGCCAGACCUGGGACCCAAAACAUACAUUGCUUAUGGAUCUUUGGAAGAACUUGGUAGAGGUGAUUCAGUAACAAAGCUACACUGUGACAUUUCUGAUGCGGUUAAUGUUCUGACACACACAAGCGAGGUAAGGAUUCCUCCAGGACCAAAAAUCAUAAAGAAGUUAAAGAAAAAACAUGAAGCUGAAUAUUUGCGUAAGCUUUGUGGUGGGACCCAUAAGUUUCCAGGCAAAUCUAGAAGAAAGCAACCAAAGAGAUCUUGCAAAGGUAAAAGCUUGGCUCAUAAAAAUUCUGAUAAAACCGACGUUAUUGAGAGUGGCUCUUUGUCAGUGGAAAGGCUGAUUAUAGAGGAAGGAACACUGGAUGGAAAACAAAAUAAAUCCUUGAGAAGUAAUGGGGAGAGGAUAAGUAAUGUGGUUAAGAAAGAGGUUGAAUUGAUAAGAUGCUCAUCAACAUGCGAUGUCCUUGCUAAAGAUACCUUUUUACCUGAAAGCAUGGAACUCGUAGAAAGCACAAAAGACAAUAAGGAAAAUGAAAGAGCUUCUGGUGUGAAGGUAAAAGUUGACGAGUUUUGCUCUGUUGAAAAUCAGCCUGACACAUGCACAAGCUUGAUUGAAUUGAAUUCCUCCAUUGUGCCUAAUUGCAUGAGUGAGGACUUAAAACCAGAUGUGACUGAACUACCUAUAUUUAAAGGAUUUUGCAUUUGCCAAUGCAGGGAUAUAGAGAACAUUUCACUUAAUGAGAUAAAAACUGGUACAAACCUUCCUGCUACUCUUGAAGUAUGUUGUGCGAGAUGCAAACUCAUCACUAAGAGGAAUAUCUUAUCAUUAGCUGAAGUGGAGUGUGGUAGCAAUGGUCCUUCUGAUCGACUAUAUUCCCGUAAUGAAAUGAUUGAAACUGACAAUCCAGAAUAUUACCUGCCUUCUAGUUUGACAGUGACUGGUAGGAUGGCUGACGGAAAUGAUGUAGAGGAAGUGACAUUUUUGGGAAACCGCACAGAUGGCCUGAAGUUGGAUCCAGUUCAGAGAAAAGUAGAUCACAACUCUUUUGCAGAAAGUAGGGAAGUUCUGAAUAUCCCUUCUUCUAAAGAACAGGGUUCAGGCCUCACUCUUCCUACUACUAAAGAAUUUUGGCCUCCUUAUGAAUCUGAUGCUAAAGAUGCAACGGUUGAAAAGGAUUCAUGUAAUCUAAAAUACUUUCAUCCUUCCAAAAUAACAGCAGAAUUAAAGUCUGUCCAUGGAAAAGAUUCUACAGGUGCAACAGUUUCAGGCAAUGUUAAUGGCAACUUGGAGUUAACCAAACUGGAAGCAAAUUUGACUGGAGAUUACCCUCAAAACAAUGAUAUGUCGAAGACUCUAUAUGGAGGUGCUGUGUGGGAUAUUUUUCGUAGGCAGGAUGUACCGAGAUUAAUUGAGUACUUACAGAAGCAUCACAAAGAAUUUUGCCACAUCAAUAAUCUUCCUGUGGAUUCUGUUAUUCAUCCUAUUCAUGACCAAACUCUUUAUCUAAGUGAGAGGCAUAAAAAGCAGCUGAAGGAAGAGUUUGGUGUUGAACCAUGGACAUUUGAGCAACACCUUGGUGAGGCUGUGUUCAUUCCUGCUGGAUGUCCACAUCAAGUGAGAAAUAGACAGUCAUGCAUCAAAGUAGCCCUUGACUUUGUUUCCCCUGAAAACGUCCAAGAAUGCAUUCAGUUGACAGAGGAGUUUCGCCUGCUACCAAAAAGCCAUAGAUCUAAGGAAGAUAAAUUAGAGGUGAAGAAGAUGGCACUAUACACCGUUUGUGUUGCCGUAAGUGAGGCCAAAUGUCUGAUGUCAAAAAUUGUUUCCUCAAAUGGAGACAAGAAAGCUCAGGAGCAGGCAUUUUAACAUUAAAGAAAGGAAGUUGCAUAUCUCUGAGACAUUCUGUUUUAGAAUCGUUCGUCAGUGGUCAUCAAUGAUGUUUUCCUAACCAAACUCAUAAAUGACUACUUGUUUUUGUCUAAAAGGUUACAGACCUGCAUGAGUUUGCCCUCUACUGUACACAGGAAAUAUGUGUUAUACAAGACUUUGCAUGUAAACUAUACUUUCUCCGCAGUACUCUAAACAUUUUGUCAGUGAUAUUUAAUGACUGACUUGUAUGUA